UUCUCGUCAAGCGCGCCGCGCCAAGGGAAGCAAGACGUCUACCCCGAGUCUGGCCGCAUCGCGACGUCCGCGAUGGCAGAAGGCGCCAUCGAGGGGACCGCGGGCAUGUACGAGGUUGCCUCGCCCUUCGCCACCGCCUUUGCCUUCUCGCGCUUCGGCGGCGCCGAGCUCGUGCGGCCAGCGGGCGGGCUCUCGUCGCUCGCCGCGGGAGCGGAGGCGACCUCGACGGAGCGGGA
This is a messenger RNA of Emiliania huxleyi CCMP1516, 236 nucleotides long. RefSeq lists its product as hypothetical. The transcript has a single exon. The record is from RefSeq and is a predicted model, not a curated record. The annotation marks the transcript as partial. Lineage: Eukaryota; Haptophyta; Isochrysidales; Noelaerhabdaceae.